GGCAUACUUAUGCAUAUUUGUGUGUUUCUCAACCAAGGCUGUUCACUUGUUCACUAACCUAACGGUUAGUAAUUUGAAAAGUGAAGCUUUUUUAUCAACGUUAACUCGAUUCGUAUCCCGACGCGGGAUAUGUAAGACAAUCUAUUCUGACAAUGCCACCAAUUUUGUAGGUGUUCAUAAUAAAUUAACUGAGAUAUAUGAAAAGUUACCUAAAUUUGUCAAUAACUGUGACAAUUUAAAUUUCUUGUUGAAAAAUAAAAUAGAGUGGAAAUUUAUCCCACCCAACUCACCUCAUCAAGGAGGCCUAUGGGAGGCUGCAGUUAAGAUUGCUAAGUACCAUAUAACACGAGUAGUUGGUGAUCGGCAUUUGACCUUCGAAAAUUUAUCAACCCUAUUUUCUCGAGUAGAAGCGAUAAUGAAUUCCCGACCAAUCACUCCAUUAUCUGAAGACCCCAAUGACCUUAUAACCUUAACUCCGGGUCACUUUCUCAUUGGAGACUCCCUAUUAACCUUACCUGAAAUAGACUGUGCCGAAAUUUCAGAUAACCGACUAAAACAGUACCAAGUCCUCCAAAAAAUCACCCACCACUUUUGGCAACGCUGGUCAAACGAGUAUCUCACCAAAAACGAACCAAAUGGAAGGAAACUCGUGCCCAGUCACUAACCAUUGGCGAUUUGGUUAUUUUGCGAGAAGAUACCACCCCCCCACAACAUUGGAGAAUGGAGAAUGGCCGGCGGCUAUGUUAACGCUCCCUAUGAUUGUCCACGCCACUGGCAUCCCUCAUCAAUUUGACCGUCCAAGCAGCGAGCUAUAUACCUCUCGCCCCUUCUUCCAGGAAUGGCAUAGACGAGCAUCGGUCAUCGUUUUGUAGUUUAAAAAUGUAUUUCACUUCGCCUUGAACAGUUGUCGGUGCAUGAUGUAACAAAUAUUGCAAUAUAGCUUAAAUUUUAUCGGCGUUUAUGUCUCAUUUCAACAACUCGAAAGCAACAUUUUACACAGACUCUAGUAUGUUGUAACAGUAUUCUUAGACUUAAGAAGA
This is a messenger RNA of Leptinotarsa decemlineata (Colorado potato beetle), 1040 nucleotides long. RefSeq lists its product as uncharacterized. The record is from RefSeq and is a predicted model, not a curated record. Lineage: Eukaryota; Metazoa; Arthropoda; Insecta; Coleoptera; Chrysomelidae.